AUGACAGCACGGAUGCCUAAUCUUGCCAUGGGGGGGGGUGAGUUCCCCCGGGACUUCUCCGUGAUGGCGCUACUGAAGGCCGAGCCGGGCCACACGGCCGUCCUGCUCUCCGUCUACGACCGGCACGGUGGGCAGCAGUUAGGCAUCGAGCUGGGCCGUUCCCCGCGCUUCCUCUACCGUGACCAGGGCGGCCGGCCGGACCCCGAGGAGCUCCCGGUCUUCCGAGGGGCCAACCUGACCGACGGCAGGUGGCAUCGUCUGGCCUUCAGCGUGAAGCAGCAGCAGGUGACCCUCUUCCUGGACUGCGAGAAGAGAGCCAGCCUGCCCCUCCCGCGGGGGAACGGCCCCGGGCUGGACACCAAGGGCAUCACCAUCUUCGGGGCCCGGAUCCUGGACGAGGGGGUCUUUGAGGGAGACAUCCAACAGCUGCUGAUCAGCCCCAGCGCCCGGGAUGCCCAGGACUACUGCCAGCGCUACAGCCCGGACUGCGGGGGGCCCCCCCAGAAGCCCCAAGCCCAGGAAGCUGGGCAGAGGCCCCCCAGGCUUGAGACGCCGGCCAAGACGAAGCCCCCCACCAGCCCCAAGGCCAGGCAGCCCCAGAAGCGGCAGCUGCCCGGCCCCUCGCCCGCCGCCCUCAAGACCGACGCCCCGGAGAGGAAGGAACCCCAAGGAACCCGCAAGGGGCCCAGCGGCAACGGGAAGCCCUCGGCUGGCGGAAAGACCCCCAAGGCCAGCAGCCCCAGCGCCAAGGCGACCAUUGCCGACAAACCCUCUGCAGUGAAGAAGGCAGCCAGACCGGCCCAGGCAGCCCGGGGGCCACGAAGCAGCUACCAACAGGAGGAGGUGGCCGAGGAGGUGCAGGAGGGGCUCCUACCCGGCGUGGGUCUGGACCACGGCAACGGCGACCCGAACCCCGGCGACUUGGGCCCCCUGCGCUCAGCCCAGGCCUCCUAUGACGCUGUCGCAGUGCUCGGAGCCCGAGGACUGAAGGGCGAGAAAGGCGAACCGGCCGUCUUUGAACCUGCUGACGGCGCACGGGGGAUGCCUGGCGAGUCCGGCCUGAAGGGCGACCGGGGUUUCGACGGGCUGCCCGGCCUUCCCGGGGACAAAGGAUACCGGGGGGACCCCGGUGCGCAAGGCGUGGCUGGACCUCCGGGCGAAGACGGCGAGAGGGGAGACGAUGGUGAGAUCGGGCCUCGGGGCCUCUCCGGAGAAUCGGGACCAAGAGGCUUGCUGGGCCCCAAAGGGCCCCCAGGCGUCCCGGGGCCACAGGGCGUGCGUGGCGUGGACGGCCCCCACGGACCGAAGGGGAGUCUGGGUCCACAAGGGGAGCCGGGGCCCCCCGGCCAUCAGGGGACCCCAGGGACACAGGGCUUGCCGGGACCGCAAGGCGCCAUGGGGCCCUCUGGGCAAAAGGGACCCCAAGGGAAACCCGGACUUCCUGGCAUGCCUGGCUCGGACGGACCCCCGGGCCACCCAGGCAAAGAGGGACUUCCGGGCACCAAAGGGCAGCCGGGCCCCUCCGGCCCCCAAGGACUAGUGGGCUACCCGGGUCCCCGCGGAGGAAAGGGUACUGACGGCGUCCGUGGCUUGAAAGGGCAAAAGGGCGAAAAGGGUGAAGAAGGGUUCCUGGGCAUCAAGGGUGACGUGGGCCCAAAAGGCGACAGGGGCGAGCUGGGGGUCCCAGGGUCCCGUGGAGAAGACGGGCCCGAAGGCACCAAGGGGCGGACGGGCCCCUCUGGCGAUCUGGGUCCUUCCGGAUUGGUGGGAGAGAAGGGCAAACUGGGGGUGCCGGGUCUCCCCGGAUAUCCUGGCCGACAAGGCCUCAAGGGUUCGCAAGGGUUCCCCGGCUUUCCUGGAUCGAAUGGCGAAAAGGGGGUUCGGGGCCUCUCUGGGAAAAUGGGACCACGAGGCGAACGAGGACCCUCCGGCCCCAGAGGACAGCGGGGGCCACGAGGAGCCACGGGGAAGAUGGGAGCCAAGGGCACCUCUGCUGGGGAAGGGCCCUCGGGGCCCCCCGGAGAACGGGGUCAACCAGGACCGCAAGGCCCGAACGGAUUCCCCGGACCGAAGGGACCCCCGGGCCCCCCCGGGAAGGAUGGGAUGCCCGGCCACCCGGGGCAGCGUGGAGAAGUGGGGCUGCAAGGCAAGGCUGGCUCCCCAGGCGGGCCCGGCAUCGUGGGGCCACAGGGCCCCGCGGGGGAGACGGGCCAGAUGGGGGAGAGGGGCCACUCCGGCCCCCCCGGACCACCAGGAGAACAAGGGCUGUCGGGGCCCUCCGGGAAAGAAGGGACCAAGGGCGACCCAGGAACCGUCGGAGGGCCCGGGAAGGAUGGACCCCCAGGGCUGCGGGGCUUCCCCGGAGAGCGCGGCCUUCCCGGCACGGCUGGUGGUGGUGGAUUGAAAGGCAACGAGGGACCUGCCGGCCCCCCAGGACCAGCGGGGUCUUCCGGAGAGAAGGGACCCUCGGGAUCGGGAGGCCCCGGUGGGCCCCCUGGCAGACCCGGCCCCCAGGGACCACACGGACCAGCUGGAGAGAAGGGCGUGCCUGGUGAAAAAGGGCCUCUUGGCCCCGCUGGUCGUGAUGGUGCUCAGGGCCCCAUUGGGCUGCCUGGUCCUGCGGGACCACUUGGGGGCCCAGGUGAGGAUGGUGACAAGGGAGAAUUGGGGGACCCGGGUCGCAAAGGGCCCAAGGGGGGCAAAGGAGAGCAGGGUCCCCCUGGCCCCUCAGGCCCGCUCGGUACUCUCGGGCAGCCGGGUGCUGCGGGUGCGGAUGGUGAGCCAGGAGCGAGGGGCUCCCAGGGCCAUUUUGGAACAAAGGGGGAUGACGGCAUCCGAGGAUUCAACGGGGCACCAGGACCAAUCGGCUUGCAGGGACUGCCCGGACCAGGUGGGGAGAAGGGGGAGACCGGCGACGGGGGACCCCUGGGACCCCCGGGACCCCCAGGACCACGAGGACCAGCUGGAGCCUCCGGAGCUAGCGGUCCACAAGGUCCCACAGGAGGGAUUGGAAACGAGGGUCCGCCGGGACAAAAGGGCGAAUCAGGAGAGCAGGGCGGAUCCGGAGUCAACGGAGAGCCCGGCCCGAAGGGCCCACGGGGUGAGCAAGGAGAGAAAGGGGAAGCCGGAAGCGCUGGUGUGGCUGGACCCCCUGGAGGAAGAGGGCCCGUUGGGGACGAUGGGCCCAAGGGGAACCCGGGUCCGGUCGGCUUCCCUGGAGACCCUGGACCCUCUGGAGGAAUCGGGCCCCGGGGCCAAGACGGAGCUAAAGGCGAGCAAGGAGACAAUGGCGAACCCGGAGAGGCGGGGUCUCCGGGACCAUCCGGUGAGGCUGGUCCCCCUGGGCCACUUGGAAAGAGGGGCCCCGCUGGAGCCCCCGGCCCCGAAGGACGGGAGGGAGUAAAGGGCAAGAAGGGAGAAUCGGGCGCCCUGGGCCCCCCUGGCAAAACCGGGGCCGUGGGACCCCAGGGGACUCCUGGGAAACCCGGCAUGGAAGGCUUAAGAGGCGUCCCCGGAUCUGUGGGGGCUCAAGGAAAAACGGGGGCCACGGGCCAGGCUGGGCCCCCAGGACCUGCAGGGCCCCCCGGACUGCCUGGCCUGAAGGGUGAGACGGGCCCCAAAGGAGAGAAGGGUCACCCGGGACUCAUUGGCUUGAUUGGACCAGCCGGAGAGCAAGGAGACAAAGGGGAUCCGGGGCCCCCGGGCCCCUCAGGCAGUGGGGGUCUUAAGGGGGAGACUGGCUUCCCUGGACCGACCGGCCCUCUUGGCCCCGCGGGACCCCCGGGACUUCCUGGUCCUCCCGGUGUGCAGGGCGCCAAAGGAGCCUCGGGUGAAGCCGGACCCAAAGGACAGCGAGGCGUCCCCGGGCCGCCUGGGAAUCCGGGUCCGCCAGGCGAGGCCAUCCAGCCGCUGCCCAUCCAGCGUGCCAAGAAGAGCCGGCGCUCGGUGGACGGCAGCCAGCUGGUACCCGAGGAGGAGAUGGAAGCGGCCGACGAGCCAGCGGGUCAGCUGGCUUCCGGGCUGGUGGAGGGGAUCUACGGCACCCUGGAGACCCUCCGGCAGGAAAUCGAGGGGAUGCGGAAGCCGCUGGGCACCCGGGACAGCCCCGCCCGCACCUGCCAGGACCUCCGGCUGGGCCAGCCAGAACUGCCCGACGGCGAAUAUUGGAUCGACCCCAACCAGGGCUGUUCCCGGGACUCCUUCCGGGUCUACUGCAACUUCACGGCGGGAGGGGAGACCUGCGUCUUCCCCAGCUGGGAGUCCCGAGAGGUGAGGAGGGGGCUCUGGGAGAAGGAGACCCCCCCGAGGUGGUUCAGCCAGUUCCAGAAGGGCCGUCGGUUCUCCUACGUGGAUGCGGCUGGCCAGCCGCUGGGCGUGGUGCAGCUCUCCUUCCUCCGUCUGCUGAGCAUCUCCGCCCGCCAGAACUUCACGUACCACUGCCGGCACUCGGUUGCCUGGCACAGCCCGGAGUCCCCCGCCUUGGGGGGCUACCAGCGGGCGCUGCGCUUCCGUGGGGCCAACGAGGACGAGCUGAGCUACGACAACAGCCCCUACAUCAAGGCGGUGGUGGACGGCUGUGCGGCACGGAAAGCGUCCAGCAAGACGGUCCUGGAGGUCAACACCCCCCAGGUGGAGCACCUGCCCUUGCUGGACGUGCACCUGACGGACUUUGGGGAGCCCGGGCAGGGCUUCGGCUUUGAGGUGGGGGCCGCCUGCUUCCUGGGCUAG
Molecule: messenger RNA, 4728 nt
Organism: Protobothrops mucrosquamatus (brown spotted pit viper)
Lineage: Eukaryota; Metazoa; Chordata; Lepidosauria; Squamata; Viperidae
Product: collagen alpha-2(XI) chain-like
Exons: 58
Coding region: 1-4728 (1575 amino acids)
Molecular function (GO): extracellular matrix structural constituent
Source: RefSeq, a predicted model, not a curated record